This is a messenger RNA of Pygocentrus nattereri (red-bellied piranha), 1398 nucleotides long. RefSeq lists its product as uncharacterized. The transcript is spliced from 4 exons. Lineage: Eukaryota; Metazoa; Chordata; Actinopteri; Characiformes; Serrasalmidae. Gene Ontology annotation, molecular function: ubiquitin protein ligase activity. Gene Ontology annotation, biological process: protein ubiquitination. The record is from RefSeq and is a predicted model, not a curated record. The coding region runs from base 369 to 866 and encodes 165 amino acids.
GCUAUGCCAGUCAGCAGUGGCGGAGCUGUCGCACUGCCCCCGCAACUCGGAGCCUUUAAAACACACAACAGUCAGUCACGCUGACAUCAGAGCAGCUUCUCUCUCUCUCUCUCUCUCUCUCUCUCACACACACACACACACUUAUACGCACUAAUUCUCUCUCGCUUGAGCAAACCGCUGCUGGAACAGCAAUCAUCUGACAGACAGCUGGUGCUUACUCUGCUGUUAUAGGAAAGGACAAGAAACCUUAUCCUAUCUCGGCCUUCGUCCGCUCAACAGUCCUCGUCCCUGGACAAGGAACGUCUGCUAAACCCCCUACUUCCAUUCCACGUUCUCUCCUUAUAAGUCUCCUACUCCCUCUAGCUAACAUGGUGCUGUGUGAAGAUCUGGAGUGCGGCGUGUGCUGCCAGAGCUACUCUCGAAGCAAGCGAGUUCCCAGAAUGCUCUUCUGCAACCACACGUUCUGCACGACCUGCCUGGAGACCAUGUCCACGGAGCGCGGCAGUAUGCUGAAUGUCCGCUGCCCACUGUGCCGCCAGGUGUCUUGUGUGCACCGUGGUCUUGGCCUGCAGAACGCCUUGUGGGUCGACAGUCGCCUGUGGGACUGCAUAGCUGAGGCUCCAGAGGAAGAACAGGAGGAGGAAGGCCAGGAAGAAGAGAAGAGAAACAGUACCACAGCACAAGCCGAACCUCCAGCACAAAGUGAAUGGUGGAGGCUGAGCUCUACACAAAAUCGACCCAAACUACGACUGCUAUCCUUCCUGAAGAGACUGAGUAGCCCCAGACAGGCCCAGGAGAGGAUUGUUCCUGGAUGCAAUGUGCAGAUGAAAUCCUGGCGAAAGCUUUCGGGUGAAGAAACAUUUUAAAAGAGGUCGUGCCAAACCGGCCUUGCCACUCUGCACAAUGAACUCUCCCUGUUUGUUUUGCCAUUGUCAUUUAAAACUGGCCUGCCAUGUGCCAAUCAAGUCUGGAUUAGCAGCAGUGGACGCUGGGCCAGGGGUCUAAAGCAGACAGUGACCAUGCAGACAUCUUCCUGGCUGUUUUCUUCUCAGGCCGCAUUUUCUGCAUGAAUAGUUACAAGCCGGGGUGCUGCCGUUCUAUCUGCAGGGAUCUCCUCAUUAGCCAUUCCACCCAUAAUCCUUCACAGCUGCUGCGGCGGGAUCUGCUUCAGCUGUUCCAACAGAGAUGGAGAGAGAAAGAGGGGAAAGAGCACAAGAGCGAGUGUCCCAGAUGCAACAUGGAGCUGUGUGAACAGAUGGCCUCCCGAGAAAGAACACCCUCCGACUCUAAUUGCACCCCAGCGUAUCCAGAGAAACCCCUUUAACUUAUUAUCAGCUUUGCUAUUUAUGUUAUUUAUAAAUGACCUCGGAUUAAAGAUUCAGUCAGUGAAAGUUGUCA